GCUCACUUUCUUUGUGUGGAAUGACGCUUGUUGUUAGCUCCCGUUGCUACUAGCCGUGCCGUCGGCCCGCUUGUGCUGAUGGAGCGCUUUCUGGCUCUGCUGCGCCUGCUGGGGAGGAGGCGCGGGGGGAGGCGGUACCGGGCGGAGGAAGACUACCAGGAAGGCUACGAGGACGUUUACUUGUACACUAGCAAGUACAACACACACCUUCUGAAUGACGGUCCGUACACCAAACACUCGGCGGGCUCGAGACCUUCGGAUGGAGCGCUGGCCAUCAGGAGGCAGAGUAUACCGGACGAGUUCAGGGGGUGCACGGUGGUGGAGCUGAUGAAGAAGGAGGGCACCACGCUCGGACUGACCGUCUCUGGCGGCAUCGACAAAGAUGGCAAGCCACGGGUAUCGAACCUACGGCAGGGAGGAAUCGCCUCCAGGAGCGACCAGCUCAACGUGGGUGACUACAUCCGCGCAGUGAACGGCAUCAACUUGGCCAAGUUCCGUCACGACGAGAUCAUCAGUUUGCUAAAGAACGUGGGCGAGCGCGUGGUGCUGGAGGUGGAGUACGAGCUGCCGCCCGUCUCCGUGCAGGGGUCAGGGGUCAUGUUCAAGACCGUGGAGGUGACGCUGCACAAAGAUGGAAACAGCUUCGGCUUCAUCAUCAGAGGCGGAGCCACUGAAGACAGGAACAAGUCCCGGCCCAUCGUCAUAACAACCAUUCGCCCGGGCGGGUCCGCAGACCGGGAGGGAACCAUCAAGCCGGGCGAUCGCUUGCUGAGCAUCGAUGGGAUCCGUCUCCAUGGCAACACGCUGUCAGAGGCCAUGAAUAUCCUUAAGCAGUGCGGUCAGGAAGCCACGCUGCUCUUAGAGUACGACGUGUCCGUCAUGGACUCGGUCGCCACGGCGUCCGGCCCACUGCUGGUGGAGGUUGCCAAGGCGACGGGCUCCAGUCUGGGCGUGGCUCUGUCCACCUCCAUGUUCUGCAGCAAGCAGGUCAUCGUUAUUGACAAAGUCAAACCGGCCAGCAUAGCUGACAGGUGCGGCGCUCUCCAUGCAGGAGAUCACAUUUUGUCCGUGGAUGGAAAGUCAAUGGAGUUCUGUUCUUUGGCUGAAGCGACUCAGCUGCUCUGCGCUUCCUGUCAGACCGUGCGUAUGGAGAUCCUGCCUCAGCACCAGGCCCGGCCUGCCCUCAGCGCACCACAGCAAGUAAAGGUGCAGCGUUCUCCCCGCACCCUCCCCUGGGAGACCGGUGGCUCCGCCCCUGUCCUCCCACCUUACCACUACAACACAUACCACCCUGACCAGUCAGGUGCCAGAUCCCAGAACCGGCACGCAAACAACUCCUCGCUCAGCCACUCGUUCUCGCCGGGUUCCAUGUCGGCCUACAGUCUCUCGUCCCUCAACAUGAGCACCCUGCCCCGGAGCGCGUAUCCCACAAGUCCACGGGGCACGCUGAUGAGGAAGAAGCAGAAGAAGAAGGACUUUAAGAGUUCCUUGUCAUUGGCGUCCAGCACUGUGGGUCUUGCCGGUCAGGUGGUGCACACGGAAACCACGGAGGUGGCGUUGCUAGGCGACGGCAUCAUGGGCUUUGGCCUUCAGCUGCAAGGCGGAGUCUUCGCCACCGAGACACUGUCUUCGCCGCCACUCAUCGCCUACAUCGACCCCGACAGUCCCGCUGAGAGGUGUGGCAUCCUGCAGAUUGGAGACAGGAUCUUGUCCAUAAAUGGGGUUCCAACUGAAGACUCCACUUUGGAAGAAACCAAUCAGCUGCUCAGAGACUCCUCCAUCACAGCACAACUCACCCUGGAGAUCGAGUUUGAUGUGGCUGAGUCAGUCAUUCCGUCCUCGGGAACUUUUCACGUGAAGCUUCCAAAGAAACCAGGAGUAGAGUUGGGAAUCACCAUCAGCUCGCCGUCCAACAGGAAAUCGGGUGACCCUCUGAUCAUUUCGGACAUCAAAAAGGGCAGCGUGGCUCACAGGACGGGGACGCUGGAGUUGGGAGACAAGCUGCUGGCCAUCGAUAACAUCCGCGUAGAGAACUGCUCCAUGGAGGAGGCCGUCCACAUCCUGCAGCAGUGUGAGGAGCUGGUGAAGCUGAAGAUCCGUAAAGAUGAAGACAACUCAGACGAGCAAGAAGUGUCAGGCAGCAUCAUCUACACGGUGGAGCUGCAACGCUACGGCGGUCCGCUAGGAAUCACCAUCUCAGGCACCGAGGAGCCUUUUGACCCCAUCAUCAUCUCCUCACUCAGCAAAGGGGGGCUGGCAGAGAGGACGGGCGCGAUCCACGUGGGCGAUCGUAUCUUGGCCAUCAACAGCAGCAGCCUGAAGGGCAAACCUCUGAGCGAGGCCAUUAGUCUGCUGCAGCAGGCGGGAGAGACGGUCACGCUCAAGAUCAAGAAGCAGGGCGAGCUGUCCAGUCCCAAGUCCUGCGUGAUUGGCUCAGUGACGGGGGCGGGGCCUAACCAGGAGAACCACGAGGAGGAUGAGGAGGAGCCUGUUGUCAUGGUAGCACCCCCUUCCAGUCAGAGGUUGUUCAACACGCUGCCGUCCGUAGACAGCGCCGUGGAGUCCUGGGAUGGAUCCAACAUGGAUGGCAGCUUCUCUGGCCCGGCUGCGCCAUUCCAGUCGUCGGCUUUCACCUUCCACGAGUGGCGCAACGCCAAGAUCAGCAACAGCCAAUCACCCGCCUCCUCCCGCCAAAGAGCCAAUCCGCUGUCAGACCUCGGCCUCAACGAUGACUGGGAUCAGGCCGCACUCGGAGGAACCUGUAAUGUCGCCAGUGGUCUUAUUUCUGACAGCAGGUUCAUUGUGGGCCAUGAUGGGACUGAACCCGACCAGGAAGAGAACUUCUGGUCUCAGGCCCUAGAGGAUCUGGAGACGUGUGGUCAGAGUGGAAUCCUCAGAGAACUGGAGGAGUGUGAAAAGGAGGCGGAGCUCGUCACUGGGGCAACCAUCAUGUCAGGCUCCUCCCUCAGUCUCAACCAGGACCCCGCCCCCAUGCGCAGCACGCUCGGACGCCAGGCGAGCUUCCAGGAGCGCAGCAGCACCCGACCCCUGGUGACCCCGCGCUCAAACACUUUGCCCUCUGACCCCCAGCGCCGAGCCUUCGCCAUGAAGAAGAUGAGGCAGGAAGUCAAUGACAUUCUCAACCAGAACCCAGUAGAACUUCACAAACUGACUGUGGAGAAGUCUUCUGACUCGGAGGACUUUGGCUUCAGCGUGUCAGACGGCGUGUUGGACCGCGGCGUGUACGUCAACAACAUCCGAGCGGGCGGUCCGGCGGAGCGCGGCGGCCUGCAAGCGUACGACCGCUUGCUGCAGAUCAACCACGUCCGCACGCGAGACUUUGACUGCUGCCUCGUGGUGCCGCUCAUCGCCGAGUCGCCAAACCACUUGGAGCUGGUCAUCAGCCGAAACCCCGCCUCCUCCACCAACCCGCUGGCCAAUCACACGGAAGGACGCUCCUGUCCGACGGAAUCGUCCGAGCCGCGCGCGGACACCGAGAACGUUGACGCUCCCAUCAAGUGGAAGAAGCCGGGGGAGGGUCUGGGGGCGGGGCUAGUCACCAACACUUCCUUUUAGUGGUGUUGCUGGAACCACCAGACCCCGCCCCCUAGCCGGCCCCCCACUCCCACGGUGCUACACAAACUCUCCAUUGCAGUGAACUUUGAGCUCUGAAAGCACACUGAUGGAGCAGCCACCUCCCGUCGUCAAGCGGAGUUACGAGAGAAGCACAGCUGUGGUUGCCAUGGAGACCACACACACACUCCAGUCAGUCUAAAGAGCUAAUGAACGCUCCAGGAGGGAAAAGUAAUAUUAUGACAAAGACACUAAGAAGUUCUCAAAUAUUUUUUUUUACAAUUACACGUGACUUGACUGGCCACACUGUGUGUGUGUGUGUGUGUAUGUGUGUGUGUGUGUGUGUGUGUGUGUGUGCACUUGUCGUCUUUGGCCAGAGAACCCCCGCCCCCAUUUCCCUUAGCCAAUAGACAGGCAGGAUGACAGACAGAUUCAUCUGAUUGGCUGGAACCAAUCAUUCAAAAGAUGCCUGAUUCUGAUUGGUUCUCUUCCCCAGGUUAACCAAUCAGCUUCCAGGAAGCAGCCAAGCAUGACCCCCCCCCCCCCCCCUCCAGUAGCUGUGAUCUAUUAUGCUAAUCAAUUGGUGUGUUUUUGAUUGACUGUUGUCACUUUUCUGUUUGUUUGUUACCAUGACGACUGGACCUCAAACUGUGUACAAUAGAUUAAAAAAAAAAAAGGUUCAGUCCGUCAUCAUCGAGCCAUAAAACCAUUUUACAUUAAUGUAUAUAUAUAUAUAAAUAUAUAUAUAUAUAUAUAUAUAUAAAAAAAAAAUCCUGUUAAACAGGGAACUUGUGAAGCGUGCGUGUGUCAACGUUUGAGUUCUCAUUGGAACGAUAACGUUCAAAGCCACCAAUCAGAAACCUCCUUGAAACCACUCGCUGCUCUGAUUGGUCGUCUUAUUUGGACCUGGACAGAUGUUAACUGAAGCACAGACUGGUGGCCAUCAUGCUAGCCAGGAGCUGGCAGACACGAGCACAGGGCCAACUUGGCACAAAGCUAAUAUCAGCUGUCGUCACCCCGUGAAAAGAAGCGCAGCUAACAUUAUGAAUACACCGCAGACUAACAGCAUACGUUAAUGAUAAUAUAUCAGUUAUUAACAUUUAUUAUGACACUAUUAAUUCACAAAAAAGAGAGAAAGGCUAACAGCGAACCUGCUUGAAAUCAGGGGAAUGAGUCUGAUGUUGAGGGACGUGGCUUCAGAAUGCGCGUGAUCAAGCCAUACACACUGUGUUUGUACGCACGUGCUGCGUACGUGCGUGCACGUGUUUGCGUGCGCAAGCAACAUCGCAGGGAUUUGCACUUGGCCUCCACCACACUCCCUACACACGUGCACGCGCACGCACACGCAUUGGACUGCCAUUGGAACUAAAGAGUCCAUUCCCAUGUAGCUUCACCAACCAAACCGUAUUUUCUUUAAGGAACAAGGAUGUUGUAAAGUAUUUUUCUACUAAUUUAAUACUUUGGUAGCAUGAUGUUCCUGCUGUUUGUCCUGUCUCCACUUUCUUUGUAUGGACGACUACUGAGCAACAAUAAAGACCCACUAUAGUAGUACU
Molecule: messenger RNA, 5126 nt
Organism: Entelurus aequoreus (snake pipefish)
Lineage: Eukaryota; Metazoa; Chordata; Actinopteri; Syngnathiformes; Syngnathidae
Gene: grip1
Product: glutamate receptor interacting protein 1
Exons: 26
Coding region: 79-3576 (1165 amino acids)
Biological process (GO): neurotransmitter receptor transport, endosome to postsynaptic membrane
Molecular function (GO): nuclear glucocorticoid receptor binding
Source: RefSeq, a predicted model, not a curated record